AUGCCGCAGGUCAAGAAAAAUAAAUUCCACCAACUCAACCGCCAUCUGCAUGUGCCUUUUAGAUUUGAUGACAUAUUUAGACUGGAACGGGCGUCGAAGGUCGCCAGCGGUGUCAUGAACCAAGCUGCGAAAGAUGCAGCCAAAGACGCAGCCAAAUACCUGAAAAGCACGCUACGACUGCCAAGUUCGAAAUUCCCUCCACGCCCUCCCCCAGCCGACCUUGCCAGACUCCUCCCCAAAUGCACCGACGAGCUGUAUGCAUGGCAGCGCCAGGAACGGCCAGCCUCGAAUCCAUUUGUUCUCCAUGAUGGGCCACCUUACGCGAACGGCGAUCUGCAUGUCGGGCACGCACUCAACAAGAUCGUCAAGGACAUUAUCUGCCGCUCGAAGCUCGCAGAGGGAAAACGUAUCAGCUACACACCCGGCUGGGACUGCCAUGGCCUGCCGAUCGAGCUGAAAGCCCUGGAGGCGUCUGGAUGGGAGCGUGGUCAGGGCAUCGACCCGGUCAAGAUCCGAAAAGCGGCAAGGAAGUUCGCGUACAAGGCCGUGGAGAAGCAGAUGGCCGGCUUCCGUUCCUGGGGUGUCAUGGGUGAUUGGGCGAAUCAUUGGACGACCAUGCAGAGAGACUUUGAACUGAGGCAAUUGGCCGUCUUCCAGGCUAUGGCUGAGCAUGGCCUGAUCUACAGGAAGAAUAAACCGGUUUAUUGGUCGCCUUCAUCGGGCACGGCCCUCGCGGAGGCGGAGCUGGAGUACCAGGAGGACCAUGUAUCAACAGCGGCGUUUGUGAAGUUUCGACUUGCUGCUGCGAUCCCCGGUGUUGAGGGCCCGGUGUACCUCUUGAUCUGGACCACUACGCCCUGGACAGUCCCGGCAAAUCAGGCGAUUGCGAUUCAUGAGGGAUUGGAUUACUCGCUGAUUAGGUCUCCGAGUAAUGGGUUGCUUGUCGUGGCAAGCUCGAGAAUUGAGUAUAUGAAAUCGAUCCUGAGCGAACAUCUUGACGUCGUGUCGGAACGAGUGUCACCCGAUCUGCUGCUCAAGGCGACCUACUCCGGCCUGGCAGCAUUCGGCAGUGAUGCAGAAAACAGACCUAUCAUUCACGCCGACUUUGUCUCGGCGGAAAGCGGUACUGGUUUGGUGCACUGUGCACCCGGACACGGCAUGGAGGAUUACGAGGCAUUGCAACCGUGGAUCCGGUCUGGAGUCGUAACGGUCAAGGCUCCAGUGGACAACGGUGGUCGAUUCGACGAGAACGCUUCCCCGUUAGAUCCGACCGUUCUCAAGGGCCAAGAAGUGUUCAAGGUAGGGAACCAAACAGUGCUGGAUCUGCUUGCUGCAAACAAGGUACUUGCGCACAGCCAUUCCUUCAAGCACAAAUAUCCGAUCGACUGGAGGACCAAGGAGCCCGUAAUGAUACGCGCGACGGCACAAUGGUUCACGGAUAUUUCCAAGAUCAAAAGUGACACCCUCCAGGCAUUGGAACCUGUGAAGUUCGUGCCGGAGUCAGGCCGAUCCCGUCUGCGUGCAUUUGUAGAAAAUCGGAGUGAAUGGUGUAUUUCCCGACAGCGGUCGUGGGGUGUUCCGAUCCCUGCGAUCUACCACAAGACAACCGGCGAGGCUGUGAUUGAUCGGGGGAGCAUUCAGCAUAUCAUUUCGACCAUUAAAGACCGUGGGAUCGAUGCGUGGUGGUCUGAUGCGCCAGACGAUCCGGCAUGGAUUGCUCCAGGUUUGAAUCCAGCAGACUACGUAAGGGGAGCCGACACCAUGGACGUGUGGUUCGACAGCGGCACGAGCUGGACAUCCAUGCUUGACCCGAGCUCGCCGCCGACAAAACCACUUGCGGACGUCAACGUCGAAGGCACUGACCAACAUCGAGGCUGGUUCCAAUCGAGUCUACUCACACACAUCGCAUAUCAGAAAUCCAUGUAUCCCGACGCCACGAAUUCCUACGCCCCCUUCCAGACUCUCGCUACCCAUGGUUUCACACUCGACGCGCAGGGCAAGAAGAUGAGCAAAUCCCUCGGCAAUGUGAUCGCGCCCAUGGAGAUCAUCCUGGGCAUGAAUUCGGGACCGAAAGUCGUCGCGUCUAAAUCUUCCAAGAAACCGCGGGAAUACCAUCCUCUGGGGCCCGACGCUCUGCGCCUCUGGGUUGCGAGCAGCGAUUGGACGAAAGACGUGGUCAUCAGCGAGACGGUCGUCAAGACGAUCCACGCAUCGCUGGAUAAAUACCGCGUCACAAUGAAGCUGCUGCUCGGGCUUCUAGAGGACUUUACCUUGGACAAGGCUGUGCCGUAUGAAGACUUGUCUUUUUUCGAUCAAGUCGCGCUGCUGCAGCUACACCGUGUGUCGAGUACGGUGCAGAAGGCCUAUCCGAGCUUUGAGUUCCACAGGGCGGUCACGGCGAUCAAUCGGUGGGUUGCUACGGAUUUGUCGGGGUUCUACUUUGAGGGGAUCAAGGAUGUUCUUUACUGUGAUUCGCCUACGAGUGCGAGACGAAGGAGUGCGCAGACGACGCUCCACUACAUUUUGAGUCACUUUCAGGAAAUGCUCGCUCCGGUGGCGCCGUUGUUGGUGGAAGAGAGUUGGGCUCAUACCCCGGAAGAGUAUAAAAGCAAGCUUGAGCAUCCAUUGAAGCGAAUAUGGGCGGAGCCUCCGUUAGAAUGGCAGAAUCAAGGGUUGAGCGAUUUGUUGCCUAGCAUUAUUGCUAUCAACACGGGCGUCAAGGCGGCACAGGAAAAAGCACGUUCGGAGAAAUUAAUGGGGCAAUCACUUGCAUCGGAUGUCGUGGUGUAUCUCCAGCCAGAGAUCGAUGUGUCCCAGAUACCUGAUGAGAGUUGGAAAGAGAUGUUCGUAGUGUCCGGGGUGGAGGUUGUCAGAGACAAUGAAUUUCGCACGCUCUCAGAAGCAGCCGACAAGACAUCUGGAGCUCAAUGGGCACACUCGAGCCAUAUUGAGCUACCAGUGGACAACGUGGUUGGGACUGCGGUGGUCCGAAGUCCUGAUGGGAAGAGAUGUGCCCGCUGCUGGAAGUACGUGGUGAAAUCUGCAGUGUCUACUCCUACUGUUGCCGAAGUUGUUCCUAGCGAUGAUGCGGGCAAGCCAGGCCUUCCGCUGUGUGGAAGAUGUACCAAUACUGUGGCGGAGUUUGAAAAGUAA
Messenger RNA from Exophiala bonariae, 3153 nucleotides. RefSeq lists its product as uncharacterized. Gene Ontology annotation, molecular function: aminoacyl-tRNA deacylase activity; tRNA binding; isoleucine-tRNA ligase activity. The record is from RefSeq and is a predicted model, not a curated record. Gene Ontology annotation, biological process: mitochondrial translation; isoleucyl-tRNA aminoacylation. Bases 1 to 3153 code for a protein of 1050 amino acids. Gene Ontology annotation, cellular component: mitochondrion. NCBI's taxonomy places the organism in Eukaryota, Fungi, Ascomycota, Eurotiomycetes, Chaetothyriales, Herpotrichiellaceae. The transcript has a single exon.